GGUCUUCUAGUCCAACCCCUGCUCAAGAAGGGGGGAGGGGGUGUCUUUCUGCAGGCUCCGAAGCUAAGCAGGGCCCAGCCUUGUUUGCCCUCGGGAGAGCGUGCCGGCUGCCUGGGCAUGCCCCAUGCCACAUUCCCGCCCGGAAUUCCAACCGUUCAGGAAGCUACUGACUGACUCCAGGAGGAGGAUUGGCCUCCAGGCUGGGCCACCAAGAUGUCCUCCACCUCCCAGCGCAGCCCGGCCCUCCUUCCCCACGUGCUGGUGGCCCUCUUUGGGAUGGGCUCCUGGGUUUCCGUGAACUCCCUCUGGGUGGAGCUGCCGGUGGUGGUGAAGAGGCUGCCGGAAGGCUGGAACCUGCCCGCCUACCUCUCCGUCCUCAUCGCCCUGGGGAACCUCGGCCCAGUGAGCGUGGCCCUGAUCCACCACUUCGCCCCCAAGAGGCUGAAGGAGCGGUGGCUGAUCCACGCCAUCCAGGCCUUGGCCACGGCCACAGCGCUCCUCCUGGCCCUCCUGUGGGACCACACGGCCGUGGUGGCCGGGCAGCCCCGCAGCGUGGCCUUCCUGGUGCUGGCCUUCCUGCUGGCGCUGGCCUGCUGCACCUCCAACGUCUCCUUCCUGCCCUACAUGUACCAGUUCCCCCCGCUCUUCGUCCGCACCUUCUUCAUCGGGCAGGGACUGAGCGCCCUCCUGCCCUGCGUGCUGGCCCUGGGGCAGGGCGUGGGGCAGCUGGAGUGCCCCAACGGCACCUGGGGGAACGCUUCUCAGCCGCGCUACCUGCAGGAGAACUUCUCCGCCGGCACCUACUUUGGGCUGCUGGUGGCCCUGCUGGUGGGCUCUGCGCUGGCUUUCCUGGCCCUGGUCCUCUGGCACGGCCGCCGGGAGGGCCCGAAAGAGAGGGUCCCUCCGGAGGGGAGGACAGGCCCGGAGGAGGUCUACCCGUUGCGUGAUGACAGUGACCCGGCCUUGCAUGACGGUACCAACGAGGGGCCCCCCGGCAGGGACUCUACCCCUCUGCUGAUCUUCUGGACCGGGAGGAACAUCUACCUGCUGGGGCUCCUGGGGGUCUCCAAUGCCCUGACCAAUGGGGUGCUGCCCUCCGUGCAGAGCUACUCCUGCCUGCCCUACGGCAACACCGCCUUCCAUCUCUCGGUGGUCUUUGGCAACAUCGCCAACCCCGUGGCCUGCUUCGUCGCCAUGUUCCUCCUGAGUCGGUCCUUGCUGGCCCUGAGCAUCAUCUCGGCUGCCGGAUGCGUCUUUGGGGCCUACCUGAUGGGGCUGGCGGUCCUCAGCCCCUGCCCCCCACUGCAGGGCAGCCACCUGGGGGUCGCUCUGGUGGUGCUGGCCUGGACCUGCUUCUCCGGCCUCUUCGCCUACCUGAAGGUGGCCAUCAGCAGCCUGCUGCACGAGGCCGGCCACGCGGCCCUGCUCUGGUGUGGGGCCGUCAUCCAGGCGGGGUCCCUGCUGGGGGCCCUGGUCAUGUUCCCCCCCACCAGCGUCUACCACCUCUUCCAGAGAGGACAGGACUGCGUGGACAACUGCAGGGCGUGACUGCGGCCGGACGGAGACCCCGAGGAGGGAGGGGGAGAGGAAGUGGACCCUCUGCCCUCCGUGCAGCUGGAGGGAAGGGAAGGGCGCCUCCAUUGUGGAGGGGGCACCGCAGGGGGGUGUGAUCCAGAGCUGCUCCAGGAUUUCCGUUUUAUGACCCUUCUUGCUGCUGCUGUUAAGCGAAUCACUGCCAUUGUUAAGUUAGCCACACAGUGGUCGAGCGAACUUGGAUUCCCUGUCGACUUGGUUGUCGGAAGGCCGCAAAAGGGGAUCACGUGACCCCAGGGAUGCUGUGGCCGUGGUAAUUGGGAGUUGCUAAGCGCCUGGAUUUGGAUCAUGUGACCAUGCCCACUUUUCCCAUCGCCCUUGUAACUUCAGGUGGUCCCUAAGCGAAUGUUCGCAAGGGGGGGACCCCCUCCUGGCCAGGCCCCCAAGCUGCGCUCCCUGACCACCAGCAUCCUCCCCAUCGGAGUUCUGGAUCUGGGUUACAACAGCGCCCCUGCAAGUAGCUUUGUCGGACCUUCGCUUAGUGACGGUUCCUAAGUUGAGGGCUGUGUAGUGCCUGGAAAGAAGUUCUGGGGGGGGGCUGGCUCCCCCACAGAGGCCGACACAGCCCUCCCCUUCG
Molecule: messenger RNA, 2170 nt
Organism: Notechis scutatus (mainland tiger snake)
Lineage: Eukaryota; Metazoa; Chordata; Lepidosauria; Squamata; Elapidae
Source: RefSeq, a predicted model, not a curated record